AGGUAGUGAUAGAGAGAGAGAGAGAGGGAGAGAGGGAGAGAGAGAGGGAGGCUCGCGCUGAGAGUACUGAUUGAUGACCGAUACUCAGAGUGAAAGGAGAGGUGGAGAGCAGGUCUGAGAAGAGCUAAGUCCGCUGGCUGUGAUGGCGGUCUCACUGUCUUAAACCGAGUUUGGACCCGGUUUAAUCCUAGUUGCUUACUGUUAGCAUCCCACUGAUAUUGGCCGUCUGUAUCCCAGCCUGCCUCUGCCCUCAGAGAAGACCAAGUGCACCUGCGCUCGCGCGCUCGGUUCACGCGACUCGAGACGCGCUCGUGUACAGCGGACGCUUGGAGAAGAAGCAGAGCGGCGCGCGGCGCGUUAUGGAUUGCCGUCAGAGUUCGGUCACUUUGAAGAAGCGCCGCGUGGAUUUUUGAAGAGAGAGAGGCGGAUUUUUUUUCCUGGCACAUGCAGGCUGGGCUGCCGGGAGGGAACUCGCUUGUUUUUUGAAACUGUGUGUGUGUGAGACUCGGCUGACAGCCAUGUUUCAGCACAAGAAGUGCUUUACUAUCGAAUCGCUCGUUGGGAAAGACUCGGGCCCCACGGCUGCCGGAGACGAGCCCAUCCGGCCCACGGCGCUGCGCUACUCGGAGCCGGUGGCCUCUCCGUUCAGCUGCGCGCAGGGCUCCGGGCGCGCGCUGUACGGCGGAGCCGAGCUGGUGUUCGCCGAGCACAGCGCGCACCCGGCCAACCCCGCGUUGGCACUGCGCCACCUCCACAUGCCCUCUCAGCCCUUCUUCAGCCCGCAGCAGAGGGACAGCUUCAGCUUUUACCCCUGGGUGCUACGCAACCGCUAUCUGGGACACAGAUUUCAGGGUGAGGACAGCAGCCCGGAAAACCUGCUGCUGCACGGGCCAUUCUCCCGCAAGCCCAAGCGCAUACGCACAGCCUUCUCUCCGUCUCAGCUGCUGCGGCUGGAGCGCGCCUUCGAGAAGAACCACUACGUGGUGGGCGCCGAGCGCAAGCAGCUGGCCAAUGGCCUGUGUCUGACUGAGACCCAGGUAAAGGUAUGGUUCCAGAACCGGAGGACCAAGCAUAAGCGGCAGAAGCUGGAAGAAGAGUCACCUGAGUCGCAGCAGAAGAGAAAAGGAAGCCAGCAUGUGAACCGCUGGAGAGCAGCCACUCAGCAAGGCAGCUCAGAGGACAUAGACGUCAUCUCUGAGGACUGACGUUACAUGCCGACAGCAACUUGAGCAAUAACUCUACACGAUACCAUGCACAGAUGCGGGAACUCUGCCAUGGCAGAUAAAGAAACAAACACAGAGAAAACUAAAUAAACAACAACAAUAAUAAAGAAAAAAACAAAAGAAAUGACAUUCGAGUUAUUCGAAGUUCAAGUUGAUUCUUGUUCUAGGCCAUGAACGGCUGUGAAAACUAAAGAAUAGAAUCUGUGCAGUCGUCUGAAAAUGACGUGCAGUUGUGCACGGCAAGGACGACUCAGGCUUAUCUGCUCCAGAAAGACUUGCCAAGACUUCUGUAUGCAAUACACAUAGACCUCUACAAUGUGGGACUCCUAUCACAGAGUUCCGAGGACCGUCUUUUUCAGUGUCCACUCGUUCCUCUGCCAUCUACCUGAACAUUUCUCUCAAAAUGUAUUACAUUCACUCUGGUUAAGAAAACACAUUAAUGGAUAGGUUGUUUGUUUUGUACCAUUGAAUUUGUCACACCGUUCAGCCGCACAGUCCAAUUCACUACAGCUGAAGUUGAAAUAUCUGUACUUUGUGGAUUUUUUGUGUUUUGGAUUGUUUCAUUGAUUUAUACUCAGUACAGUCAAUGGCAGGAUUGAAUAAAUAUCCGGCAGCAUUCAGGAUUCAGCCAGAUCUCAGAAAAAAGACAGAAAAAGAGAAAAUCAUGGAAUUUUGGUCAGUUUCAUAGUACAUUAUUGAGGCCACAUUUAAAAUGUUUUAUCUGUUGAGAAUGAGCAAACCUUUCUAUGCAUUUGAGUGCCAAGUUCGAAAAAUGAAACCUGUUGUUAAAUGUCUUAAUGUGUGAAAUGAUUUUGGGAUAUUUUUGCCUUUCAUUGAGUUGAAUUUAAAUUAACUAAAUUUGAAAAAAGGGGGGAAAAAAUGAAAGGCCAAUGCAGACUCCAGAACUAAUGCCGAAAAGACCCACACACUUCACACUCAAAGGGAAAGCAUUUGUAGUAUAACCUUUAAGGUCCAGAAACAGUUUGUAGCACUUCAUACCAGGUUUUUUUGGGGGGAAUUUGAAUGAAGAGGAGAGGAUGAAAAGAUUGCACUGUAGCCAACACUUCAUUUUUUUAUCUGUUGUCUUGAAAUUCUUUGUUAUUUGUUUCUUGUUUCCUGCAGAUCAUUAGAUAAUAAAAUCAU
Pygocentrus nattereri (red-bellied piranha) is the source of this 2366-nucleotide messenger RNA. It is a transcript of the gene emx3, whose product is annotated as empty spiracles homeobox 3. The transcript is spliced from 3 exons. Bases 519 to 1205 code for a protein of 228 amino acids. The record is from RefSeq and is a predicted model, not a curated record. NCBI's taxonomy places the organism in Eukaryota, Metazoa, Chordata, Actinopteri, Characiformes, Serrasalmidae. Gene Ontology annotation, molecular function: DNA-binding transcription factor activity, RNA polymerase II-specific; DNA binding. Gene Ontology annotation, biological process: brain development; regulation of DNA-templated transcription; neuron differentiation.